AUGGGCGGCUCAGAAAAGAUCGAUAAACGAAUCCAAGAACAACUGCUUGAUACUUUGAGUGAUGUAGUCUACGAGAGUGGACACUAUGAUUUUCGAACGAACUACGACAUGUAUUGGCUGCAAUCUACAUUGACUCAAAUGCUUAGUUGUUAUAAGUUCGAUGUUGUAGCAAAUGUUCUACCAAACAGCAGCGAAAUGGACUUUGUUUCAACAAUCUGGUCCAUUUUGGAUCGAUGCUUUCACAACAUUAAUGUAGUUCCUGGAAGGCAUCGAACAUGUGUGGCAAUAUCCGCUCGCAUCAACGCAAAUUGUAGUAUAACCGGCACAGACAAAAUUGACAACAAGAAAAGCGCUAGUCGUCCAGACCUUUUACUCAUAAAAGAUGGUCUUGAAUAUGGUUGCUCAGAAGUCGGAAAGUCAGAAGAUGUAGUGGCAAAUAAAAAGGAAGUGGUGGAGACGUAUUUGCACAGUCCAAAAACAAUGAAAGAUCUCUUCAACCGUAUCAGUCAGGAAGUGAAUCACGAUUUGCAAAUCACCCGAAAACUGAAAAUUGUCUGUUUUCAUAAUACAGGACGUCGAAUGAAACUUUCUGUAAUGGAUUGUCCGGAUGGAUAUGUUUGUCGUGUACAAGAAACCGAAGAAUAUAAAAUACCGAUGAGUGUGGAAUGCUUGGCUGCACAGAUCAUUCCUAUGUUAACUUUGACCUUACAAGCAAAGGUAUGUGCUUGA
This is a messenger RNA of Zychaea mexicana, 729 nucleotides long. RefSeq lists its product as uncharacterized. The record is from RefSeq and is a predicted model, not a curated record. The transcript is spliced from 3 exons. Lineage: Eukaryota; Fungi; Mucoromycota; Mucoromycetes; Mucorales; Lichtheimiaceae. Bases 1 to 729 code for a protein of 242 amino acids.